AUAUAAGAAUCUCACUAACUGAAAUCACUUAGUUUACAAAGUUCACACAAAGAAAAUCAGUAAAAAUGGUACCCAAAUCAACACUACACUCAAACAAGAAGAAAAAGGACGUGAUCGAGAAACCGAUAGCAAAAACGAAAAAAAUGAAAAAGAAGAACUACCAGAGCUUUUCUAUUUAUAUUUUCAAAUUGCUACGAAGUGUAACGAAAGAGAGUUUCGGUAUAUCGAGGCAUUCUAUGUUGAUAAUGAACAAUUUUGUGAACGAUAUGCUAGAGAAGAUAGCUUCGGAGGCUGGUAAACUAGCGAGCCACAGUAAGAAGACGACAUUGGGAAGCAGGGAGAUGCAAUCAGCGAUUAGGCUAGUACUACCCGGUGAAUUGGCGAAGCACGCGAACAUAGAAGCUAUGAAAGCGAUAACGAUGUACCAUAAUAGCCACGAAAGGGAAGGUAAAACACCGUAAAAACAUUAAUUUGACGUAGAAAUUGUAAUAAACUUUAUUUGUUUUGAUUUAAUAUUUGAUUAUUUAUAAAUUAACAAGGUCCUUUUUAGGACCGAACAA
Molecule: messenger RNA, 560 nt
Organism: Melitaea cinxia (Glanville fritillary)
Lineage: Eukaryota; Metazoa; Arthropoda; Insecta; Lepidoptera; Nymphalidae
Product: late histone H2B.L4-like
Exons: 1
Coding region: 66-461 (131 amino acids)
Biological process (GO): nucleosome assembly
Cellular component (GO): nucleosome
Molecular function (GO): protein heterodimerization activity; structural constituent of chromatin; DNA binding
Source: RefSeq, a predicted model, not a curated record